Messenger RNA from Musa acuminata AAA Group (dessert banana), 2968 nucleotides. RefSeq names its product protein REVEILLE 1-like. NCBI's taxonomy places the organism in Eukaryota, Viridiplantae, Streptophyta, Magnoliopsida, Zingiberales, Musaceae. The transcript has 6 exons. The record is from RefSeq and is a predicted model, not a curated record. Gene Ontology annotation, molecular function: DNA binding. The coding region runs from base 551 to 2011 and encodes 486 amino acids.
UCCUCUGGAUAUUUAGGGAGCGACUUCUCCCCCAUCUUCCUCCUUCAUUCCCAUCGAUCCCGAUCGAGCUCGGCGUUCUAUGCCCUGCUGUUCCCUUGCUCCAGAUCCGUUCUCCAUGGCCAAAGUUCUCUUCUAGCUCGGACUCCCGCGGUGCUUGUUCCUCGGUUGAAGCUCCCGUCGGUGUUCUCUCUUUCUUUCGAGGGCUUCUCGAUCGUAGGCUCCAACUUUCGCAGGAAUCUCCCUUCCUUCCCUUCUUUUCUGUUGCUGAUCGGGUUGGUGCCUCAUGGAGUUCUGGUGCAGUAGACGGUCUGGUUCUUGAUUUGUCUCCUGUUUGUUUCUUUUCUUCCCCCUCGCCCCUCUCAAAGAGUUCAAAGGGGAAAGGAAGUGAUUAGCUGUUUCUUGAGGUCUAUGUUGUUUGUAAGCGACUCUUGGUGAGUUGGAGGUAGGGAGUCAUCCAAGUUGUUGUCUCAAAGAAAAGGAGAGUAACCAGAGAAGGGAGAAAAGGGGUGGAGGAAAUUUCCUGGAGGGACUUCUGCAGCACUUGAUCUCGAUGGACAUGAAGGACAAGCUCGUUCCGUCUGUCAAUGGCAUCUGUAUGCCAAACAAGCGAAAUAAGCGGCUAUAUGUUCACAUUAGACCAUCCAUUGAUCAAGCUCAGUUGAAGGAGUUUGCUUCAUCAACAAAGGAGCUGCCUAUUAGGGUGAGGAAACCUUACACGAUAACAAAGCAGAGAGAAAGGUGGACAGAAGAAGAGCAUGAAAAGUUUCUGGAAGCUAUAAAACUCCAUGGCCGUGUUUGGCAUCGAAUACAAGAACAUAUUGGUACCAAAUCUGCCAUUCAGAUCAGAAGUCAUGCACAGAAGUUUUUCUCAAAGGUUGACCGCAACUGGGGUACAGGAAAUGCGAUUGAGAUUCCUCCUCCUCGACCAAAGCGAAAGCCGUUGCACCCGUAUCCUCGUAAGCUGGAGAAUUUAUGCACAACCAGAGUUCCAGAUACGAAGCGACCGGAACAAUCUUCUUCACCAAUUCCAUCUUUCUCUGAACAAGAGAGUGGAUCACCUGUAUCAGUCUUGUCUGCAGUUGGAUCAGAAACAUCACCAUUGUCAUCUGUGGUUGGAUCAGAUCCAGUAGAAUUGUCACUGAGUGAACCAGAGAAUAGAUGUUGCUCGCCUACCUCAUCUGUGGAAGGAGAGGAAAGAAUUUUGUCCAAAGAUCCAGCAUCUAAUGGUUCAAAUAAACUAGAUAAAUCUCCACUGGAGUUAUAUUUGGGUUCGCAAGAUCAGAUCCAUCCUAAAGAAUGUUCACCGGUGGAACCACAACUGACUAGUCUGAAACUCUUUGGAAGAACAGUCUUGGUAGCCAAUUCUCAGAAAACAUGCUCUUCUGAUGAUGGAAAUUCUCAGAAAACAUGCUCUUCUGAUGAUGGAAAUGCCACACGAUGUUUCAUGUCGUUGCCAAGUGCUGAUGUUGGCUCUCAUGAAGAGAAAAUUGACACAGAUAUGCAGAAUCAAGCUCCAGGAUUGGGACAAUUUCUGCCACAUGAAUAUACAAGUGGGAAAACAGGCAGAAUUCCGUGCGAUGUUGCUGCACUGUCUAUGUACUACUUUUUGGCCCCAGAUGGCGUUCAAAAGAACUCAGCUGAUGAAAUGGUUGCUCCAAUGCCUUUCUGGCCGACAUUCUAUGGAAGUCUACCUAUCUCAUUCACCAACCAACUGAACACGAGGUUGAAACAGGAUCUGCCUCAAACCAGUACUGAAGCCCCUUCUCAAACAAUUGCCAUGGAAGAAGGUUCCUCGGUUGGUUCCAAUUCACCUUCUGCUUGGAAUGAGAGCAUAAUGGAUGACGGUAACCACACUGCAGUAGGCUCUGAAGGUUCAGCAUUUCCAAAGGAGCCCAUGCGUGCCUUCAAGCUAAGGCCGAGCGAGAACUCAGCUUUCAUUAGCGUCAAAGCAAGCAAGAUCAAGUCCACGAGGGGUUUUGUGCCCUAUGAAAGAUGUAAAAUUGGAAAAUAAGCACAGGAUUACUCCGAGAUGAACAAUGGAGACAGUUGAGCUAUGAAUGUGCUUGUAGAGACCUUUAACCUUGUAUGCUUCUCGUGCAGUCUGCACAGAUGUUUGUACAUCACGUGAAUUGUAUCUCAUAUAUACUCUCACAGAUAGGCUGACAGAUGCUGUAAGAUACAAUCUCAGCUUCCUUUUUGUAUCUAAUAUCAGGUAAUUUCUGUUGGAAACUUUAUCCUGUAAUUUUUAUCAUUUCUUUCAUAGGCUGUCAUUCUUGUGCAGACAUCCCUUCUGUUACCUGUUGGAUUUUUGUGGCUUGCAAAUUCAUCAACUCUUUAUCCUGUGUUUUGUCAAGUCAGACUGAGAUCCACUAGUAAGAAUCUGUUGAAUAAGCAUACAUGCAGUCAGUGUGAGACAGUUGUUCUCACUCUUCAUCAUCUGCUGGAACAAAUAAGCUUGUUGUUCACAUUUUUCCUGAGUCCAUGAUCCAUGUAAAGAAUAGGAAAUCAUUUGUCUCAAUUCUAAGCUUACCACACAUUACCACCAUCUCAUUUGCAGCCAGCCACAGGUGUUGAAGAAGGAACUCAAAAGAACUAGUGCACACUUAUAUGUUUAUCAACACAAAGCAGUAUUUAAGAAUUGUGAAUUCUGCCAUAAUCACAAUUUUUGAACCAAAACCUGAACUUGUCACCUCUAACAGCAGCAACAUCGUUCUUUUUUUUUACAUUUGUACAGUGCUGAUGGUUCAAUUGACUACUCAAAAGAGAAUACAUGACAUAUGUCAUUGAAAUUUUGCUAGUUCUUAUACCACAGUUAGUAUGCUCAGUACUAUCAGUCAGUACAACUGUACCCAUCAAUAUGAUUGUUGUCAGUCCCCAAAUCAUGUCGCAUUGGGCCUGACAGAUGAUGUUAUGACAAGGAGACAUGGAGAAAGGAGUCAGGAUUCUACAGGCUAUUAUCCAUCCAACA